Messenger RNA from Drosophila persimilis, 2235 nucleotides. RefSeq names its product protein vreteno. The coding region runs from base 1 to 2058 and encodes 685 amino acids. The record is from RefSeq and is a predicted model, not a curated record. NCBI's taxonomy places the organism in Eukaryota, Metazoa, Arthropoda, Insecta, Diptera, Drosophilidae. The transcript has 6 exons.
AUGGCCUUGGAUUAUUACGACGAAUCCCUUAAUAAUUAUGCCGAUGAGUCUGGCCAAAAUGUGGUUGAGAAAGCGCAACUACCAUUGAAGCCGAGCGACAUGCGUAAAAAGAAGCAAACGGGCGCUGCGAACGCCGAAUAUCCGUAUCUGGUUCUAAGGAAAAAAAUAAGAUUUAUUUCCACGUGCUCUGUGCUGAAUUUCUUUGGCCAAAGUCAUGUCCGCUGCAUCGACUUUAAGGCUAAUUCGGGCAGAUUAACAGUUUUCUUCAAUGACUUGGGCUCCUUAGAGGCUGCACACUGCCAACUGGAAGAAUUUCCUUUAUUAUUGCAGGUGCAACGAAGCAGGAUCGGUGGCGGGGAAAAGGCCAAGUCCAUGGUGAGCGCCGCCAACCAAUUACCCGAUCCAGUUAAUCUUCCAGCACUAGUGCCAACUGCUCGGGGCCCAAUCGACUUGAAAUCACGCACUAUACACUUUUCGGCCAGCGCAAAUAUGCAUCCAGAGUUCAUAGUAGUUCCAAUCGUGGAUGCUACGUCCUAUAAGUACGGCUCUCUCCUGGCAAUUGGAGACGUGGAGAAGCGCUAUAGGAGUGUUAAGUUCGAGCAUAACUUGGAUCGCCACGGGGCCUAUGUACUUGAGAGACAAUAUGAAGAGGAAACGUUGACCAAGCCGCUGAUCCAAGAGCUUCGUUUUGGGAGAAAAUUGUUUAAGAACACGGAUGUAGAUGAUGUGGAUGAAGAUGAUAACGAGUGUAUAGAUAUGUCUGGAUACGAAAAAUGCGUGGUCUGCAACGGUUACACAUCCACUGUGUGUAAAAUUUGCGAUAUGCCCUUUUGCGAUGCGUACUGCUGGGGCAUUGUCUCCCAGCAGCACGAUAGCAAAUGCGGCAGUGGUCAGAAAGUGGAUAUUAAUGAUGAGGAUUUCAGACAAUUGAUUCCCAAGUCUGGUUUGCCGUCAAAAAAUUCCAUGGUCACGAUUACUGCCUUCGAACGGUCGAAUAUCGUGUAUGUGCGCCCGGCUGAUUUCCUUUCUGAACUGGCCUACUACCGCGUGCUCGCUGAGAUCAGGAAGCAUGACAAAGAUGUACCCAAGCUUGACCAGCUGCCGGUCUGUGGCCAGAUGGUCCUCUAUAAGUUCGAGGGACAAGUUGUACGGGCCAUGGUGCUGAAUGUUGACAAUCCGAAGGACAUAUGCGUAGUCUCCGUUGAUUUUGGCAGCGUUGAAUACACUGAUCCGGGGAACCUGUAUCAGUGCAGCUCUUAUUUGAGUGAUUUGCCGCGCUAUGCUGUUCCUGUGAAGCUUCGCGGCGUACCAAGGCGCGCCUUAACUCCAACUUUGCGGGAUGUUAUGUACGCAAUGCAAGGGUCCUCCGCUACUUUUGAACUAAGGUACCACAAGCACGAGUACGACCAUAAAAACAAAAUGCAGACGGCAGUGCUAUGGUGUAUGGAGGAAAAUAGAAGCAUUAACAGCCUGCUUAGGAAAGUUAUAACACCCGUGGAGCCCGCUUUUCAUGAGCCCGGGUUCAAUGAAGAUUUUCUGCCGCAUGUGGCUGAGAAACCAGGGAAGAACAUCGACUUGAUUGUCACGGACAACUCGUUCCUAAAGUACGGCAUCAUCUACUGCACCCCCGCAAAAUUGGCAGUGGAGAUCACGAAAAUGCAGCAAGCGUUCCAGGACUAUGGAGAAAAUAUUGCCAAAGCUGACACCUAUGCCGCUCCGAAAGGACAAUUGUGCGUUGCCAAGUAUAUGGGAAAAUGGUGUCGCGGUGUUUCGAUGGAGCUUGUAGGUGAUGGCUAUCCCAGCAUCUUGUUCCUGGACUAUGGAAAUAUUGUGCCGAUCCACGUGACGGAUAUCCGUGCAUAUCCGCAGCAGCUAACGUACCCCGUAUUGACUACGGAAUACGUUUUGAUGGGCGUGCCGGAAAUCCUCACCGAUGCGGAGGUCAAGCGUCUCGAGAAUCGUUUCGCUUUGGGUGCCAUUGUGACCUGCGAUGAGAUUGUGAAGAAUGAAGAAAACAACUACUCCCUUCGCUUUGAUGAUCUGCAGGAGCAUCUAUAGCAGUAGCACACAAAACGGAACAUUUUAUUGCUGCCCAACUACUAGUAAAUUGUACAGUUGCUGUGCACAAAGACAGGGCAUAAUGCCAUAUAAUUCCAUUAUAUACAGAAUUUCUGUAUAAAUCUUCAUUGUAUACAAUACAAUCAAUACAAAAUAACAAAGAAUAAAAAAAGAACG